Mesorhabditis belari is the source of this 441-nucleotide messenger RNA. Lineage: Eukaryota; Metazoa; Nematoda; Chromadorea; Rhabditida; Rhabditidae. The record is from the annotation of a GenBank genome assembly.
AUGAACAACGAAGACAACAACAAGAAUGAUCCGAUGAUCGAGAUCGAUACAAAGAUGAUCGAAGCGAAGCAACUUGUUGAGCAAGAAGAGCUGGAAAAAAAGAAAAGCGUCUCGAUUGAAGAGGUGAAGAAGCUAAUUGAAGACGCUAAUCAACAAGCUAAUGUUGCGAGAGAGCUGUUUUCUGUGUUGCAACAUCCGGUCGACAGGAACACACUGCUUUGUCGUAUUCGUAUCAGAAAACAAAGGAGCAAACAUGGAAAAACUAGGGUUUCGAAAGAGGAAUAUUAUCAAGACAUCACCUUGGUUGUCGGGUUUUCAGAUGGUCGCUAUUUGCCCUACAUGUUUUCCGGCACGAGAUAUGAGUUCUUUGAAAAGAACUGGUUUAAUAGCGUUGAGGGGAAGUGUAAAGAAGUGGAGCCGCUUCGCCGCAAGGCUAAGCAA